UGUUGCCGGGAAGAGUCCGUUGGAUCAACAGGAAAGGGACGGGAGAGGGCAAAAGGAGAGGUCAAGAGCCCCGAAUAAAGAAGGAGGCGAAAGGUGGCCGGCACUGCGGCGCAGGCGGACGGUGCGUCGUCUCUGCUGUUGCUCUCGCGGAAGGAGACGGGACAAGAAACUUGCAGAUUCCGGCGUCGCUUGGAGUUGUCCUGGCCUGCGUUUGGGGGGCAAGAAGAAGCCAAAGCACAAACGGACCAACCUGAAAAAGUGAGGAGAUAACGAGCCCCCAAUUUUGUCCUGCUUGCUUCUUCUUCGUUCUCUCUCUCUCCCUUGACCUUCUUUUGUUGGUUGCGAGCUGAAUUCGGGGCGUGGCAGCCUAAUUUUAGCCAAACUGGAGAUUACCAUGGGACAGAUUUCUUGAGGAGCAGCUUCGAUUGGUUGCUAGGCUGGGUUCUUCCCCCAGUCUGUCCGGUUCCUCGCCAUGGAGGUAUAGCCGACCACUUGCAGUUGCCGGAGCUCGCGUUUCCUGACGCGCGCUUUCUUGCGUUCUGCAAAAUCUCAUCCCUCCAGGAACAGAUUCUUCCCCAUAAUCUUGUUGUCUGGUUGGAGCCUUUUUUUUUGGCACGGCUCCGCCCCUCGCGGCGCAAAAGGAUGCUCCUUUUGUGACUGGCAAGGUUGGAUUUUGAUCACCUUCGUGGCUGUCGAUCGGGUUCUGAUGUUCUGGGCGAGGUAGGCCGCGUCAGAUGCACAAGCCUGGAGGUUGCAGCACCAGCAGCGGCCGCGGAGGAAGUGGUGGCGGCGGACCGAGCGGCGGGGAAGCCAAGGAUUUGCCCCAGCUUUUACUCAGGGUGGGCGCCGCUGUCGCCCUCUCCGUCGCUGGGCUGCUCGUCUCGCGGCGCGAGCGGCCGCCCCGGCAGCUCCUGCUGCCACCCCGCUCUCCUUCCUCAGAGUCGGAUGAUGCCCCAAACAUGAAGGCCAGAACAGGGCUCAAGGAGCUGAGGAUCCUCAAAAAUGAGGACACCAGGGCAAAAAUCAUCAGUGGAAACUCUGUUCACACGACCACUACAACCACAACGACCACCACCACAGCCUUAGUGCCAUUUGCCCCCAAAUGCAGAAGCAUUGCUGAUGAUGAAGGAUACCUCCUUCCAGAGUUCGAUGAAAUGGUUCUCAAAGAAUUUGGCCGAGGCAUAGACAGUAUCCCAACCACACCUGCAGCCAGAGUACGGGAAGGUGUAUCUAAUGACCAUGAAAUCUACAAGCUUAGAGAUUUGGUGAGAUCACUGCAAGAAAGAGAGAAGACCCUGGAGCUACAGCUUAUGGAGUGUUAUGGUUUACAGGAGCAAGAUGCUGCAGUGAGGGAGCUUGAGAAUCAGCUAAAGAUUAGCAAUGUCGAAUCAAAGCUGUACUUGUUGAAGAUCGAAUCUUUACAGUCUGAAAACCAGAAGCUGCAAACACAAUUGUCAGACAACUCAAAGAUAAUCUCUGAGCUUGAGGCGACAAGAGCUAAGUGCAAGUUGUUAAAGAACAAGUUGGCAUUGGAUGCAGAGCAGGCAAAGGAGAAAACGACUUCCCUUCAGAAAAUGGUCGAUUCAUUGCAGGACAAAGAGACUGAUGAGAAGAACAAUCAUAUUGAGGUUGAGAAGAACUUGAAGAGGCUAGAGGACCUGGAAAAGGAGGCAACAGAGCUAAGAGCUGCGAAUUCAAGGCUGCAGCAGGAGAAUGCACAUCUUAUUAGGCGACUGGAGCUUACACGCCUACCCCCUGUACCCAAGCCUAAAAAUAGCACAGAGGUAAAAUCAUUGGAGGAGGCUGAUCGGCUGAAGCAAGAAAAUGAGAAGCUGACUAAAGAGAUUGAACAACUGCAGAGUGACAGGUUUGCAGAUGUUGAAGAAUUGGUAUAUCUGAAAUGGAUAAAUGCCUGCCUACGGUAUGAGGUGAGAAACAAGGAUGCUCCAUCAGGGAAGACAGUUGCACGGGAUCUUAGCAAGACCUUGAGCCCCAAGUCUGAACUGAAGGCCAAGCAGCUGAUAAUGGAAUAUGCCAAUGCUGGUGUGGAGGACAAUCACUUGGGCCAUGUUGAAUUUGGUUCGGAAUGCUCUUCCUCACGGGCAUCAUCGUCAGGUGAACCAGAUGAUGCAUCAAUUGAUAUUGCUUCGAUGACAAAGCAUAAAAACCCGAAGAAGAAAAAGUUCUUUUCUAAGCUUCGGAAACUGGUGCUAGGGAAAGGAAAAGAGAACCGUGGAGUUUCUACUCUGGAGAGGAGAGUAUCUAUUUCAAGCUGUUCAUUCGAUGACUUCACUGGAAGAGAUUCACACGAUAGCUAUUCGUCAUUCAUGGCAGAACCAAACAUAUCUGAUAGUCGACGACAUGGCGAUCCUGUUUUCAGUAUGCAUUCUUGUUUGGAUAGCGUGAAAUCUUGUCCUGUUGGAACAGAAAUUGGAAAUGAGAGGGAUCAUUCUGAGGUCAAGAGUGUAUGUUCUAGAGAGGAAAGGGUAAAUGCAUUUGGUCACAGCGCUCGCCUUGAUAGCGGCAAGGCCAUAGCUGAGGAUGCCGAGAUCCAUAAAUUUGCUGAUGCGCUGAUCACAUCAAGGUCAGGUUCCAUGUCUUCAAGAAAGUCAUCAUCCUUCCGACAUUGAUACACGAAUAGAUUAGGAGUCAUCUGCUGCUGAUCCAUCUGCCUGGAUGUAUAUUUGUGCCAGGUCUUGAUGGGGUAAGUUAUAGGAGACGUUACUGGAAUGAACUUCUCAAGAUUUUAUUCUCUGUGAAAUGUACAAUCACGUAUAGAGUGUAGUUUACUAACCUUUAAUACCAACCCUUACCAUUUGGGGUUGGUAAUGUGUAUCAUAAAAUGACACAGUUCGAUGGCAACCAUACAACACUUCUUUUAUGUCCCUUGGGGCCUGGGGGCAUGAUGUUGAAUUGUAUACUAUGUUAAAUAAUGUUCCGGCUUC
Panicum hallii is the source of this 2945-nucleotide messenger RNA. RefSeq names its product protein CHUP1, chloroplastic-like. NCBI's taxonomy places the organism in Eukaryota, Viridiplantae, Streptophyta, Magnoliopsida, Poales, Poaceae. The transcript is spliced from 4 exons. The record is from RefSeq and is a predicted model, not a curated record. Gene Ontology annotation, biological process: chloroplast organization. Bases 735 to 2630 code for a protein of 631 amino acids. Gene Ontology annotation, cellular component: chloroplast outer membrane.